Messenger RNA from Nomia melanderi (Alkali bee), 2083 nucleotides. It is a transcript of the gene Snr1, whose product is annotated as SWI/SNF related, matrix associated, actin dependent regulator of chromatin, subfamily b, member 1. Gene Ontology annotation, biological process: chromatin remodeling. Gene Ontology annotation, cellular component: nuclear chromosome. The record is from RefSeq and is a predicted model, not a curated record. Lineage: Eukaryota; Metazoa; Arthropoda; Insecta; Hymenoptera; Halictidae.
GUAUGUAUAUUCAACUAUAAAUUCUACGAAUAUAUCUACGAAUUAUUUUGGCGCGUUAGUAAAUAUACAUGAAACCAACGUUGAAAACAGAUCAAAUAUAUUAGUACCAAUACAAUUCUUUUAAAAGCUAGUAGCUAGUAGCUUUAUUUUUAAAACGUAGCUUUAAGAUCUUUAUUGUCACAUUUAACGAACACCAACUAAACAAUAAUCAACAAAAAUAUUUGAACGAUUGGUCUUUUUGAUUUGGAGGUAAGCUUCUCCUAUAUAAGUAUCCAAUUACAAGUGUAGUUUUAUUAAAAUAUUAUUCGAUGGAAUGAAAACAUAGUGUAUGCUUUGAAGCAUAAAAUGCUUUAUGCUGCGUCCAUGCCAAUAUUAAUAAAUGUGUGACAGAUGAAAACUGAUAAGUGACCGGCAAAAUAGGAAUCAUAAACAUGGCUUUACGUACGUAUGGUGAUAAACCUAUAAGUUUUCAAGUGGAAGAAAAUGGAGAAUAUUAUUGCAUUGGAUCCGAAGUGGGCAAUUAUUUACGCCUAUUUCGUGGAUCGUUAUAUAAACGUUAUCCUGGAAUGUUCAGAAGAUCAAUUACAAAUGAUGAACGUAAAAAGCUAGUAGAGCUUGGACUAAGUCAACAUGUACUUGCGUCUAGCGUAUCUCUUUUAAGAGCUAGUGAAGUUGAAGAUAUUAUUGAAGGGAAUGAUGAUAAAUAUAAAGCUGUAUCAGUACAUUCAACGGAACCUCCAGCUCCUAGAGAAGGGAAGUCAAAGAAAUCCAUGCCAUGGGUGCCUAGUUUACCAAAUAGUUCGCACCUAGAUGCUGUGCCUCAAGCCACACCAAUUAAUCGUAAUAGAGUACACAAUAAGAAAGUUAGAACAUUUCCUUUAUGUUUCGAUGAUACAGACCCAUCAGCAAAUUUAGAAAAUGCUGCACAACAAGAAAUGUUAGUUCCAAUUCGUUUAGAUAUGGAAAUUGAAGGACAAAAGUUGAGAGAUACAUUUACAUGGAAUAAAAAUGAGAGUCUUAUAACACCAGAACAGUUCGCCGAGGUAUUAUGCGAUGAUUUAGAUUUAAAUCCUCUUACUUUUGUACCAGCUAUUGCACAAGCUAUAAGACAACAAAUAGAAGCUUUCCCUCAGGAAACAAUUCUUGAAGAUCAGUGUGAUCAACGAGUUAUAAUUAAGUUAAAUAUACAUGUGGGCAAUACAUCUUUAGUAGAUCAAGUGGAAUGGGAUAUGUCUGAAAAAGAAAAUAAUCCUGAAAAAUUUGCGAUGAAACUUUGCGCAGAAUUGGGUCUUGGCGGAGAAUUUGUUACUGCGAUUGCAUACAGUGUUCGAGGACAAUUGUCAUGGCACCAAAGGACAUAUGCAUUUUCUGAAGCCCCUUUACCUACAGUGGAAGUACCUUUCAGGCCUCCUUCAGAGGCUGAUCAAUGGGCACCAUUCUUAGAGACAUUAACAGAUGCAGAAAUGGAAAAGAAAAUACGUGAUCAGGAUCGAAAUACGAGACGAAUGAGACGCUUAGCAAAUACUACACCUGGAUGGUAAAAUAUGUAAAUUACAGUGGUAAUAAUUAACAACAGACUCUAACAUCCUACAUUCUACUGAGCAGUGUUGCUCAGUAUUUUCAAUCUCUUUGUCCAUUUUUAGACUUUUUUAAACCACAUAUAUAAUAAUAUAACUUUUAUGUUAAGAUUUAGACAGGAAAUAAAGCUCAUUCUAAUAAAUAUUUAUACAUUUACCAAAAUAACAAUGCAACUGGCUAAUACGAAAGUAUAUCUAUGAUCUUUAAUUAAAAAAUGUUUCAUAUAUCUCCAGAUAAUUAUUUUAAUUCUUAUAUUCUUACUUGCACAGCUGUAUUAAUAAUUACCAUUAUAUAACAUAGGAAAUAAAAACGUUCCUGAUAGUAUACUUGUACUUCAGAUGCUUAUGAAAUAUAAGUCACACUAUGAUAAUAUAAUGAGAUAGUCAGAAUGAUGAUAAGAGGUUCGAUAAGGUCUAUCAAUUUGACAAUGUUAGAAUGUUCUAUCCAAAUUUUAAAAAAAUUUAUAUAAAUUAUAAUAAAAUAAGCUGUAAUUUUACAUGUAUUU